This is a messenger RNA of Candida dubliniensis CD36, 516 nucleotides long. RefSeq names its product 3-hydroxyanthranilate 3,4-dioxygenase. Lineage: Eukaryota; Fungi; Ascomycota; Pichiomycetes; Serinales; Debaryomycetaceae. The transcript has a single exon. Gene Ontology annotation, cellular component: cytoplasm. Gene Ontology annotation, molecular function: 3-hydroxyanthranilate 3,4-dioxygenase activity; iron ion binding. The record is from RefSeq and is a predicted model, not a curated record. The coding region runs from base 1 to 516 and encodes 171 amino acids. Gene Ontology annotation, biological process: quinolinate metabolic process; 'de novo' NAD+ biosynthetic process from L-tryptophan.
AUGGUUCUUGCUCAACCAAUUAACAUUCAUAAAUGGAUAGAAGAAAAUGGAGACCUUUUGAAGCCUCCAGUUAAUAAUUUCUGUCUUCAUCGAGGUGGAUUUACCAUCAUGAUUGUUGGUGGUCCUAACGAAAGAAGUGAUUAUCAUAUAAAUCAAACCCCAGAGUAUUUCUACCAAUUCAAAGGCACAAUGUGUUUGAAAGUGGUUGACGAUGGAGAAUUUAAGGAUAUUUUCAUACAUGAAGGGGACUCAUUUCUUUUACCUGCUAAUGUGCCACACAACCCAUGCCGUUAUGAAAACACCAUUGGAAUAGUGGUGGAACAGGACAGACCUGCAGGUGUUAAUGAUAAGGUUAGAUGGUAUUGUCAAAAAUGUCAGACAGUUAUUCAUGAGGUUGAGUUUUAUUUGACUGAUUUAGGAACUCAAAUCAAAGAAGCAAUUGUUAAGUUUGAUGCUGAUUUAGACGCAAAAACUUGCAAGAAUUGUGGAACAGUUAAUUCAUCGAAAAGAGAUUGA